AUUGAAAGUCUGAAGGUCGAGACGAAUUACGAAUGUGUCGCGUAAAUUUUGUCGAUUUCCGCUUGACAUAUGGAAGAAAGUCUUUCUGAAUCACCGCCGGUGGAUCUGUUUCCUCAAGCCCUCCCUAAAAUACCCUCAGAUGCAUCUUAUCCGAGAAAUCAAAGAAAGCUGUCGGUCAGAGAAAUAAAAAUCCAACGAUCCGAAGCUAGCAACAAAUAUGCAGCAUUUACAAGACAUUCUCGUGCUAAGGCAUUAUGGAAGACAGCCUUCAGUUUAAUCUCCUCUCGUGGUGACCCAUGGGAGAAAUUUCAUUUACAAGAACUUCCAGAAGAAAUGGCAAAGCGUUAUCGUUAUAACGCUAUUAAGGGCAAGUGGAUAGAAGAUAUCGUACGUGUAAAAAUCGAAAAUUCACCAUUCAAUCGAGGUGCUAUGAGAGAAUGUUUUCGUGCGAAGAAAUUGUCCAAUUUUUCACAUUGCUCUGAUUGGUCAUAUGCAUCAAAUCAUGUUGCUAAACGUUACAUUGAGAAGGUUGAAACUCAUGUGUAUUUUGAUGAUGUUCGUUUACAAAUGGAUGCUAAGCUUUGGGGUGAAGAAUAUAGUCGUCAACCGUCUGCACCAAAAAAAGUUGAUAUUUCACAAAUGUGUGUAUUGGAGUUUAUUAAUCGACCAGAGAAACCUCUAUAUCACUUGGAACAUUUUAUAGAAGGAACUUAUCGAAAGUAUAAUUCAAAUUCAGGAUUUGUAGAUGAUUUAUCACGAAACACUCCUCAGGCCUUUAGUCACUUCACAUUUGAACGAAGUGGUCAUCGUUUAAUUGUAGUUGAUAUACAGGGUGUUGGUAAUCUAUGGACAGAUCCUCAAAUUCAUACAUUCGAUGGUAAAUCUUAUGGAGAUGGAAAUCUGGGGAUUCGUGGAAUGGCUUUAUUUUUUUAUACACAUCGAUGCAAUCCAUUAUGUUUAGCUCUAUCAUUAAGCGCUUUCGAUUUACCAAUAAGUGAAAAACUAUCUACACCAUUUAGUCAAUUAUCUAUGAAAGCGGCGGAUAAUCAGACUGAAAAUACAAAUGGGAUCAGUGAUAAUAAUAAUAAUGUGGAACUCAGUGGAACAGUAGCUAUUCCAGCUUCUCGUCGUGAUCGAUAUGGUAUCCGUCGUUUGGUUUCAGAAAAUAUUGAUUCAUCUUAUGAUUUACAAAACAAUGCCAAUAAUCACAACAAUGACACUAGUAGUGAUUUUGUAAGUCCAAUCGACUUUGUAGAGUCUCAUAGUGUACCUUCGCCUAAAUUACCAUUUCUACCUUCAAGAUCUCCUGUUUUAUGUAGAAAUGAUAUAUUACAAAAGACUGAUCAGAUCAAUCAUAAUUCAAAUGUCAUUUCUAAUAAUGGAAAACACAAUACAAAGUAUAGUAAUAAUAAUAAUACUACUACUACUGAUAAUAAUAAUAAUAAUAAUGGUAAUAAUGAUGAUGCACGUAAUGAUGAUUUAAUAUUUGGUCCAAUUUCACUUCAUAAUAAUUCGUAUGAUUCUGGUAUAAGUUUUGAUGGCCCAUCGUUUGGUAAUGUGUUCAAAGCACAACAAAGUAUUAUUAGUGAUCCUGGUUGUGAUCCAGUAUGUUCAGAUUUGGAUCAGUCAAAUUCUCACUUGAAUUCCAGCGAAAGUUCACAACAGCUCAGUAAAGAAGCUGAACUCAUUGAAUUUUUUCGUUUACAUCAAGCUGGUCAUCGAAGCAGUUCCAUUGCAGCUUUACAUGGUGCUGAUACUGUAAUUUUAGGUUUAAUACAUCAUGAAUUGGCUCGUUUACAUGCUUCUGGUCGUUUAGCUUUAAUGCAUCAAACCGGUUAUUGUCAAUUAAAGUGCAAUGAAAUUAAAAAGCAUCAACCUUCUAUAGAUAUUGAGCAAGAAUUGAAUGGAAAUCAAUUGAAUGAAUUAAAUCGCCCACAAAAUGUUAAUUGGGAAUCAGUUUUAUUUCAUUUAGAACAAUCAGCUAAACUUGGUUGUUUAGAUGCUAUUCAAUGUUUAGCUCAAUAUUAUUUGAAUUUAAUGAUUGAUGGUCCAUUAUCAGAAUGUCCAAUUAAACCUGAUCCAGUGGAAUCUCGAGCACAUGGUUUUGCUUUAAUCAGUGCGGCUGCAUCAGCGGGAGAUCGUAUGGCUAUGCUUUAUUUAGCUGAAGCUUAUUAUCAUGGCGAUUACUAUUCUCCAGAUACUAGUAAUCAUAUCAAUAAUAAUAAUAAUGGGCGGAAACAAGAACCUGACUGGUUAGCAGCUGCACAUUGGUAUGAAAUGGCGGCUAAAGUUGUUACUUAUGAUGAUGAUGCUACAGAAGAUGAUGAAACAAAUCAACGCAAUCCAUCGUUUGUGAAAAGGAGUCGUUCUGGUUUUCAUUCAUUAUCUGAAUGGCCAAUUUAUCGUUUACAAGGUCGAUUGGGAGAAAUGUAUGCUAAAGGUGGUCAUGGUUUAGUUAGAGAUAGAAUAAAAGCUUAUUAUACAUGCAUUGCAUAAGCUAAUUAUUGAUGAAGAUACGAUUCAAUUAACUAUUUUCCUUACUCGUAAAGCAUAACACCUUCAACAUUCACUUGAUAAUAAACUAUAUGUGAUUAUUGUUAGCAUCUUUUCAUUUUUGUACAAAUUUUUCACAAAUUGUAUUAAUUUAAAUCUUUCAGCGCCCCUUGACAUACCUUCAUUUAUUUAUAUUGUAUACUGAUAAUUUUCUCUAUGAAAAAAUAAACAAAAUUUUAGACGAACUCUUCGAAUCAGCCGCUGAAGGUGCCAGUGAAGCUCAUGACGGACGUAUAGCAAUGAAGUAUUAUGAACAAGCAAGUCUUUUAGAAGAAUAUACUACUGUUGAAUUUGAUGAAGAAAUAGAAGAAAAGACAGAAGAAGACAAAUAGAUAACAAUAAUAAUACAAGUUUGUUUCUUUCAAAUUUAUGUAAUACAUAGAUUUUCUCCGGUUAUGGUUUAAUGUGUAUAAUUGUUUUCAUAAUACUUUUUAUAUGGAAAAUUUUCUCUUUUUUUUUAUUUCCUCAUUGAUAACCAAUUGUAUUGAUCAUGUAUAAUCCCUAGUUUUCUCACAUAACAUUUUGACUUGUUUAUAUUCUACUCAUUUUAAUGAUUAGCAAACAGGACCGUUUUUUAUGACUAAGCUUUUAUUCAUCUAUUUUUCCCCCGCUGAAUUAUUAUAUUUUGUCUUGAAUUAUACUAUAAUUGUUUUCAUGGUUCAUUGGAUACACACUUUGUAAUUCCAUGUAUUAUUAUUAUUAUUAUUACUAUUAUUGAUUUAUUUAUUGUGCACUAUCAUUUCACUCAUUGUAUUUUCAGUGAAUUGUUUUUUUAUCCGUUCAUUUUGAAUUAAAUGUUUAACGCGCCUCUCUCAUUUUCGUCAAUUUCUUCUUUCUAUAUCACAUUGUUUUAUUUUUUUGUACGGAUUAGAGAUGUGACAAUUUGAACAGAUAUAGAUGUAUGUAUACAUAACCAGAUCUUAUGUUGUCUAUAUCUGACUAACUGAUUUCAUUUUCCUUCUAGUUUCUUCAUAUCCUCUUUUGGAUUUUCCUGUUACUUUGUAGAAAUUAUCCUUUUUUUAUAUAAAAAAACUGAACAUAUAAAAAGAAAAUAAUGUCAGUAACAACAGUCAAUAAAACCAUGAUUUCUUUCG
Molecule: messenger RNA, 3647 nt
Organism: Schistosoma margrebowiei
Lineage: Eukaryota; Metazoa; Platyhelminthes; Trematoda; Strigeidida; Schistosomatidae
Source: the annotation of a GenBank genome assembly